Molecule: messenger RNA, 672 nt
Organism: Cynara cardunculus var. scolymus (artichoke)
Lineage: Eukaryota; Viridiplantae; Streptophyta; Magnoliopsida; Asterales; Asteraceae
Exons: 1
Coding region: 1-672 (223 amino acids)
Source: RefSeq, a predicted model, not a curated record
AUGGAGGCUAUUUUGGAUGCCCAAGGUUUAUGGGAAUCCAUUGAACCACCUGUUGGUAUGGCGGUUGAUGAGAAAAAGAACAAGUCGGCAAAUGCGUUCAUCUUUCAGGCACUACUGGAGGAUAUUCUUCACCAAGUAUCGAAGAAGAAGACUGCAAGGGAGGUCUGGGACUCCCUAAAAACUCGAUAUAUUGGAGCAGAAAGGGUGCAAAAGGCAAGGAUACAUACACUUAAAAGUGAAUUCGAGGCACUUCGUAUGAAAGAUGAAGAAACUAUCGAUGAAUUCACCGGGAAAUCGAGUGGGAUGGUAUCAAUGUACAACAGCCUCGGGCCAACACUCGAAGACAGGGUUCUUGUCAGAAAGUUACUUGAUUUAGUGUCGGAUAAAUUCCUGCAAUUGGUGGCCUCCAUAGAACAAUAUUCAGACGUGGAUUCUAUGCCUUUUGAGGAAGCCAUUGGACGUCUCAAGGCGUAUGAGGAUAGAUUGCGCCUUCGAGGUGGCAAUGCUAAUGGCGAAAGUAGUCUUCUACUUACCAAGACGGAGGGUCGAACAACUCAAAGGGCUGUUGGUUCAAGUUCCUUUUCAAGUGGAAGAGGACGGGGAUCGGGUGAUAAAGGUGGAGGACGAGGUGGUCGUGAUAGAGGUCGUGGUAGAGGCGGUCGCGGUGGUUAA